This is a messenger RNA of Anolis sagrei ordinatus, 2454 nucleotides long. RefSeq names its product AT-rich interaction domain 3C (gene ARID3C). Gene Ontology annotation, molecular function: DNA binding. NCBI's taxonomy places the organism in Eukaryota, Metazoa, Chordata, Lepidosauria, Squamata, Anolidae. Gene Ontology annotation, cellular component: nucleus. The record is from RefSeq and is a predicted model, not a curated record. Gene Ontology annotation, biological process: regulation of transcription by RNA polymerase II.
AAGCCCACCCCUCCUCCCUCUCCUCAGGGCUGAGCCUCCCAUCCCGCCCCCUCCCCAAAGGGCAGACCCUCCCCUGGGCACCAAGGAAGGAAGGAAGGAGGAAAGGAGGAAGGAAGAGAAGCAGAAGGAGCUCCAGGCGCCGGAUCAUGGUGGAGAACACCCGCCUCGUCGCCGCCAAAGCCGCCCUGGCUGCAGCGGCCGCCUUCUCUUCCUCCUCCUCUUCCUCUUCUUCCUCCUCGGGGACCCCCAGCUGCCCCAUGACGGCGGGGGCCCUGCGCCUGGAGGCCGUGAUGGAGAACCUGCAGCGGGCACAGGCGGCCAGGCUGAAGGAGGAGGCCGAGGAGAAGCGCCGCCGGGCCCAGGCCACACGCAGCUACGCCGCCUCUGUCGCCACCCAGCCCGCCAACUCCAACAACCAUCACCCCCAGCCCCGGCAGACCCACGCCCUGCCGCCUUUGAUGCCCUUGCAGACCUGUGGCAGGGGCCCCGUGGCUGGCUCAGGCGGAGGGAUAGGCCGGGUCGGAGGGACACCUGGACCACUGAGAGCCCACCUGCAGAGCCUGCCCAGCCAAGUCUCGGGUCAGCAGUGCCGAGCCCUAGAAGAAGAAGAAGAAGAGGAGGAGGAAGAGGAAGACGAGAGGAAGGAGGAAGACGAGGAAGAGGAAGAGGAGGAGGAAGGAGAGGACGGUCCCAAGGCAGAGGCGGAAGAAGGGCAGCCCAAUCCCAACUGCAAUGCUGCCACCGAAGCCUCCGGUCCCUUGGUGGUCCGCCCCGUCCCAGAGCCACCACCAUCUCAGCCCCACGAAUGGACCUACGAGGAGCAGUUCAAGCAGCUUUAUGAACUGGACGGCGACCCCAAACGCAAGGAAUUCCUGGAUGAUCUAUUUGGUUUCAUGCAGAAGAGAGGGACGCCUGUCAACCGGAUCCCCAUCAUGGCCAAGCAGGUGCUGGACCUGUAUACGCUCUACCGGUUGGUGACCGAGAAAGGGGGCCUGGUGGAGGUCAUCAACAAGAAGAUCUGGAGGGAGAUCACCAAAGGACUCAACCUGCCCACCUCCAUCACCAGCGCCGCCUUCACCCUCCGGACGCAAUACAUGAAAUACCUCUAUCCCUACGAAUGUGACAAGCGGGCUCUCAGCUCUCCAGGCGAACUCCAGGCUGCCAUCGACAGCAACCGGAGGGAGGGCCGGCGGCAGACCUUUGGGACAGCGCUCUUCAGCUACUCCCCGGUGGGCACCCCGGGGACCCUCUUAUCACCUCCCAAAAUCCCCAUGCCCUCCCUCACCAUCUCCGCCCACAACUGCAACCAGAUCGGACAGGUCCACGCCAUCAAGAAAGAAGACAGCAUCCUUUCAGCAGCGGUGCCCAGCCGCCUGGCCAUCCCCGUCUCCCUGUCCGGGCACCACUUGGUGGCGGCGCAAGCGGCGGCCUCACAGGCGGUUGCGCUGGAGCAGCUCCGAGAGAAGCUGGAGACGGGGGAGCCGCCAGAGAAGAAGAUGGCGCUGGUGGCCGAGGAGCAGCAGCGGCUGGUGCAGCACGCCCUCCAGCAGAACCUCCUGGCCAUGGCCUCCCAGUUCCCGGUCAACAUCAAGAUCAACAACCGUGGCGAUGACAGACAGGAAGCCGCAUUGAACCUGUCCACCAACGGCAUUAGCAGCAUCAACAUGUCAAUAGAAAUAAAUGGAGUUGUCUACACAGGUGUGCUGUUUGCCCGAAGGUCUUGCCUCCCCAGCAGUGCCGCCGGCCCCCACAGCCACAUCAGCCCCAUAACGCCACAGAGCCAGCGUGGCCACACUCCAUCCAGCACCUCGCCCUGAGGCAGCAGUGGGGCCACCAGGAGCCCCCUGACCCUUGCGCCCCUUGACCUGUGGCCAGCUUCCUCAGGGCAGCACUCCUCCUGCGCACCUGAGCCAAAGCCCAAGAGAGAUGAGGGAUAUUCAAGGGGACCUUGGGUGGAGGGAGAAAAACACUGGAGUGGGUCUGGAGGCGAAGGUCUCAAUCUUAGCCUAGGUUCCAGUGGCUUCUCCUUCCUUGCGUCUUGUGGCUGAGAUUGCCCUUUGGAUCUCACUUAAGGAAGGAAAAGGUGGGGUCUCAAUCUUAGGCUGGGUUGGGCCUUGGUUCCUGCAGCUUCCCCUUCAUUUGGGCUCAACUGGGACCGUCAAGAAGACCCAAGGGCACUUCUGUUCAGUUGGGUACACAGGUGAGGUGUGUCCUUCCCUCUCCUUUGUCUCAUACACACAUUUUGGCACCAGGAUGGAUCACAGCCUCUUCAAUGCACACCCUUAUCUCCUACCUCUGUGCUGUCCUUUCUUCGGCACCUACAAUCCCCAGACUUUGUAAUUUUACUGUUGCUCCUGGAUGUCAAUGACCAAUCCUAGUUUGGGGCUUCUCUCUGUGUGUAUCCAAAGUCAAACUAUACUUUCUCCACAGAUAAUAAAAUGGGCAGAAGAAGCA